Molecule: messenger RNA, 1443 nt
Organism: Lolium rigidum
Lineage: Eukaryota; Viridiplantae; Streptophyta; Magnoliopsida; Poales; Poaceae
Product: AAA-ATPase At3g50940-like
Exons: 2
Coding region: 1-1443 (480 amino acids)
Molecular function (GO): ATP binding; ATP hydrolysis activity
Source: RefSeq, a predicted model, not a curated record
AUGGAUAGUCCGUCCGCGGCUGCGUCGUCGUCCUACGCCAAGCUGGCGGACACGUACAAGAAGGCGGCGGCCACUGCGGCCUCAUUGACCGCGUACGCCGUGCUGGCGCGCGGCAUGGCGCACGAGCUCCUGCCGCACGACCUGCGCGCCGUGCUCAGCUGGGGCGCCUCGCUCGUCCGCGCGCGGCUCGAGCUCCCGCCCGCCGAGCGCCGCACCGUCGUCGUCAGGCGCAUCGAAGGAGGCGGCGUGAACUGCGUCAAGUUCAACACCUUCUACGACGACGUGCAGGCGUACCUCGCCACCAGGAUCGACCCAUGGUCCAUGAGCCGGAUCUGCCUCAGCGGCGGCGGCUCUAGGAAGGUCAUGUCCAUGGACGGCGGCGACUCCAUGACGGACGUCUUCGAGGGCGUCCACUUCAGGUGGAAGUCUGUCGCGCAGGAUGGCCGGCACACGCCAGACUCGCUGGAGCUCAGCUUCGACGCAGAGCAUACGGACAUGGCGCUCGGCAGGUACGUGCCCUCGAUCACGGCCGUGUUGGAGCAGGCGCGGUGCCGGGACUGCCCGCUCAAGAUCUUCAUGAACGAGGGCAUUUCGUGGCGCGGGAUCAGCCACAAGCACCCGGCCACGUUCGACACGCUCGCCAUGGACCCGCCCAUCAAGCAGGCCGUCGUCGCCGACCUGGACAGGUUCCUGAAGCGGAAGGAGUACUACCGGAGGAUCGGCAAGGCGUGGAAGCGCGGUUACCUUCUCUACGGCCCGCCCGGCACCGGCAAGUCCAGUUUGGUCGCCGCCGUGGCCAACCACCUCCGCUUCAACCUCUACGAUCUCGACCUCUCCCAGGUGUGCUACAACGGGGCGCUGCAGCAGCUGCUCAUCGGCAUGCCCAACAAGUCCAUCCUCGUCAUAGAGGACAUCGACUGCUGCUUCAGCGCCACAUCCAGGACGCCGGCGCGUGCCCAGGAUGGCAAGAAGCCAGCACGUACCCAGGACGGUGAUAAGCCGGCAGGUACCCAGGACGGCGAUGAUGCUGACGAUGACCCCGACGGCUGCUCAAGCAGGCAGCAGAACAUAACGCUGUCGGGCUUGCUCAACUUCAUCGACGGGCUAUGGUCGACGAGCGGCGAGGAGCGCAUCAUCAUCUUCACCACCAACUACAAGGACCGCCUCGACCCGGCGCUGCUGCGGCCGGGGCGCAUGGACAUGCACAUCUACAUGGGAUUCUGCUGCUGGGAAGCAUUCAAGACGCUGGCCCGGAACUACUUCCUCGUCGACGACCACGCGCUGUUCCAGGAGAUACAGGGACUGCUUGCCGAAGUGGAGGUGACGCCGGCCGAGGUGUCGGAGAUGCUGCUGCGGGACGAGGACGUCGACGUCGCGCUCCAGGGGCUCGUGGAGUUCCUCACGGAGAAGAAGCGGGGAGAGAAAGAUGCAGGGGAGGCAUGA